Messenger RNA from Rotaria sp. Silwood1, 621 nucleotides. The record is from the annotation of a GenBank genome assembly. Lineage: Eukaryota; Metazoa; Rotifera; Eurotatoria; Philodinida; Philodinidae.
AUGGGUGGAAGAAGUUCAAAAAAAUCGUUUACUCAAUGGGAUUUAAUUAAAUAUAGUAAUAUGACAAAUAUACCUCUAACAACAGUAGAAAAAAUUUAUAAAGAUUUUCUGAUAAAUACUGGUAAUACAAACAAAAUGGACAAAGAUGAAUUUCGUCAUUUAUAUAAACAAAUGUAUAUUAGUGGUCAAUCUCAAAAUAAUCGUAUACCUUUUAUUACCGAUCAUGAUUUGAAUAAAAUGUCAGAUCAUGUUUUUGAACUCUAUGAUUACGAUGGUUCAGGAAAAUUAACUUUUGAAGAAUUUGCUGAAAUUUAUUUAAUGCUUAAUCAUUAUGCUGGUACAUUAAAUGAUGGUAGCACACGUCGUGAUAGAUUCAAUUAUAUAUUAGAUCAAUAUGAUACAACACCUGGAUAUAUAACACGUGAACAUGGUCAACAAGUUUUUAAUUAUCUAAAUAAAUAUAAUAAUUUGUCAAAUUUGGAAAAGAUUAAAUCUGAAAAUUUUCAAGAUCAUUGGAAUAAACUUGAUGAUGGUAAUGGUCGUGUAUCGAAAGAUAAAUUCGUUGAUUAUAUUACCAAAUCAAAUGAUUACAAAGAUUAUUUUGAUCAAAAGACUAUUUAA